Sphenostylis stenocarpa is the source of this 327-nucleotide messenger RNA. The record is from the annotation of a GenBank genome assembly. Lineage: Eukaryota; Viridiplantae; Streptophyta; Magnoliopsida; Fabales; Fabaceae.
AUGAAGGGUACGUACGAGGAAUGUGGUUUUGGUUCCAACGGCGAGGAAGAUAGGUGCGCGAGAAGGUACUAUCCAGUUCUUGCGGUAAACGGGUUCGGAGAAGAGGUUUCAGCAUCCAUCACACUGAACAAUGCCAUUGCCAUGUGCAAAGAAAAGUAUGCCACAGCAUGUACUGCACUACAUCCACUCAGUGAGAGCAGUGAAAGUGGUUGCCCAAACCACGAAACUCCAAAGCCAAUUCGUGACUAUGAUCAAAGCCAUGACGCCACGAGGCGUCUAAUUUUGCUUUUUCAAAAAUCAAACGGUCAAACGUUUAAUUCAGCAUGA